This is a messenger RNA of Caenorhabditis auriculariae, 1398 nucleotides long. Lineage: Eukaryota; Metazoa; Nematoda; Chromadorea; Rhabditida; Rhabditidae. The record is from the annotation of a GenBank genome assembly.
AUGCGCCUCUGGUGUCUUCUUGCUUCUUUCUGUCUGGUGAAUUUCCCAUUUCAACUCAUUUUCAAAUUAUCUGUAGGUGGUCGGAGCGAAAAAGUCUGCCAAGAGAAAAUGUCAAAUCGGCCAGAAUGAUGUGAGUUUGAAAUUUUUUGGAAUCUCAAUUUUACCAAGACCUUUUUUAGAUCGAGUGUCAACAACUUCAAGACGUUUUAAUUGGUAAGUUGAAUUAAAUUUGAGUGAAAUUCUUAGAAAAGAUUGUGAAAAGGGAAAAGCUUUUCUUGAGAUUUCCACGAACCACUUUUCUCUGGGUCUCACUUUUAGCUUCGUGCGUAGUAAAAUUUUACGACCUUUGUUCUUCAAAAAACGUUUGUGAAACAUUUUUUUUUUUUGCAGCUCAACCUUCAAUUUUCGAAAGGUCUGAAAGAGCCGCGGAAAGGACACUAGAUGAGAUUAUUAAUGAAGAGCGUCCAGAAAAUCACAGACGUCGUAAUGGCAACCAUGACAAGAAGAAGACUCAUCCCAAACAGAAAAAAGAUCAAAAGGACCGCGAGGGUAGCUCUACGCGUUCUUUAGCGGUCCUCGACAAUUUGCUUUCUGAAAACGAGAAGAAGCAGCCCGAUGUUUUCGCAAGCAGCGUUUACAGCUCCAAUCACAAGACUCAUCAAAUCAACAAAAAGAUGAUCCAGGCCAUCGUGAAGCAAUUACUUCAAGAUACCUCCUUCUUGAACUUGUUGAACAACCCCAGCCGCGAAGACCUUCGCAAAAUCAUCGAGAAGCAAAUGACUCCUCCUAUCCAGCCAUCGCUCAAAAAAGAAAUUCUGCACGAGCUCUAUGAUGUCAUCGACUACUACGAUCGUGAAUUCCAGUUUCUGCAUGACGACGAAGCCAAACACGAGGUUCUCGAGUUCUUGCACGAACUCAAGUUGAAAGAAAAAACAAGCCUUCUGACUCCAACAGAAAUAAACCGACUGAAACAACUCUGGAAAAAACUGGUGAUUCUGCAGUCUGAUGAAAGCGUCCGUUCGCUGACCCUCCAGCUUAUGGAUCAGAUUGGACUUAGCUCAGAAGAGCUCGAAGAGUUGAAAUCUGAAACUUCAUUGAAGUCAAGGCCGACUUCGAGAUGGCCAGUGAAAUCCACUACACAGCCGACCACAACUGCGACUAGAAAACCGACCACAACUUCUCCUAGAGUACCCAUGAGGACCGUUUUUCUCAAACACAGUGAUAACGAAGUGGUAAAUUUGCGUAUCUAUUUUUUUGUUAUUCGAGACAUUUUUUCAGGAAUCCACUACCGAGAAAAUAAUCCUCGAACAAAAGAAGUCUCAUGAAGACCAGGAUAAGGAGAAAGUCGACCUCAGCGUUGAGACCGAAGAAGGAGAAUAUGAAGAAGAAGAUCAAUAA